This is a messenger RNA of Lathyrus oleraceus (garden pea), 621 nucleotides long. Its product is annotated as secreted RxLR effector protein 161-like. The record is from RefSeq and is a predicted model, not a curated record. Lineage: Eukaryota; Viridiplantae; Streptophyta; Magnoliopsida; Fabales; Fabaceae. The transcript has a single exon. The coding region runs from base 1 to 621 and encodes 206 amino acids.
AUGCAACUUGUCAAAGAAUUUUCUAAGCUUAUGCAGGGAGAGUUUGAAAUGAGCCUUAUGGAAGAGUUAAAUUACUUCCUAAGUCCUCAAAUCAAACAACUAAAUGAGGGCACAUUUGUUUGUCAAAACAAGUAUUGCAAGAACUUGCUAAAGAGAUUUGGCAUGGUUGAUGCAAAGUCGAUUCACACUCUGAUGGCUACGAACGAUAACUUGGAAAGAAACAAAAAUGGUAAGGAUAUGGAAGUUAAGAAAUAUAGAGGUAUGAUAGGUUAUCUUCUAUAUCUCACUGCAUAUAGGCCAUAUAUCAUGUUUAGUGUCUGGAUGUGUGCCCGAUAUCAAUCGGCCCGUAAGGAAUGCCACCUCAAAGUCGUCAGACGAAUUUUUAGGUAUCUUCAUGGUACUUCGAAUUAUGGGAUUUGGUAUUCCAAAGGGAGUGAUUGUAGCUUAGUUGGUUAUACCAAUUCCGAUUUUUCUGGAUGCAAGUCGGAUAGGAAAAGCACUAAUGGGACUUGUUACAUAUUUUCAAAUUCCUUAGUUAGUUGGCAUAGCAAGAAACAAGUUUAUGUUGCUUUGUCAACUGCCGAGGCGGAAUACGUAGUGGCCAAUAGUUGUUGUGCUUAA